Molecule: messenger RNA, 5620 nt
Organism: Procambarus clarkii (red swamp crayfish)
Lineage: Eukaryota; Metazoa; Arthropoda; Malacostraca; Decapoda; Cambaridae
Gene: Ack-like
Product: activated Cdc42 kinase-like
Biological process (GO): protein phosphorylation
Molecular function (GO): protein binding; protein tyrosine kinase activity; ATP binding
Source: RefSeq, a predicted model, not a curated record
AUUACGCUCAGUCGAGAACGGGUAGUGAGGCGAGGGGGAGUGUUGCUCAAGCCUUCCCGGAUUUUAAUAAGAGACUGACGUGAACUUGUCCUCAAACUCAAGUUGGUGAUCAAGAAGGCUGGGCAUCACUCAGGUGGUAGUGGCGGCCUCUCCCGGCAGGACCUGCUCGCCCUCGACUCGUCACACGCACACACGUUGUGGCGUUGGCAGCAGCAAGAGCAGCAUUGUGUCGGUGUGGCAGAAGGCAGGCUGGUGGGGAGAGUAGAGCAUGGUGGCAAGAGAAGUGUGUGCAGGGAAAGAAGGGUAAGCCAGCCAUCAAGCCAGCCAGCCACGCCCCCCUCCCUCCCCUUCCACCAGCUCCACCUGCCACGGGUUUUAAUUUCACAACGGGUUGGAGAAAUGGUGGUUAGGUAGCAAGAAACGAGGGGUGGUAACUUUUAAUUGUUAUCACCAUCACCCCAGCUCCCACUUCAUUGUAGCCGCAACCAUGACUUCCAUACAGCGAGGACCAGGACUCUAUGAGUUCCUAACUGAGGCUGAACUUCAACACUAUUUCAACAAUUUUAAGAAUAUUCUCAAGGUGCAAAAUGUAGGUCAAAUAAAGUUUGUUGCUGAUGAAGACCUACAAGCCAUGGGGAUGUCCCGCCCAGAGAUUCGCCGGCUCAAAAAGUUCUUCCACAAAUACUGUCCUCAGACAUACUUGUCAAAGUUCAAAAAGAUAUUAUUAACACGUAAAGAUGGCCUAGACUCUCCAGAAGUUGUUGUACCUGAUGAUGUUGGAGAGCGUCCUAGUGUUCGUGUUCCUAGUAAACACAUCAUCCCUGCUGAUGCCAUUGUCAUCAACAAGGAGUUGGGUGUUGGGGAGUUUGGUGUGGUCCAGCAAGGGGUUUGGACCAAUGAGGAAGGAGAGAGAAUUCAAGUUGCUAUCAAGUGCCUCAGUAAAGAGAGAAUGCAAACACAGCCAAUGGAGUUUCUGAAAGAAGCAGCCAUCAUGCAUACCAUAGACUCUGAACACAUUGUUCGACUCUAUGGUGUUGUGCUUGACACAAAUGCUCUUAUGCUGGUAACAGAGCUGGCUCCUCUGAGAUCAUUGUUGGAGUGCAUCAAAGAACCUUCUCUGAGAGUAAGCUUUCCAGUAACAUCUCUCUGUCACUUCUCUAUUCAGAUAUGUGAUGGUAUGUCCUACCUUGAGGCCAAGAGACUCAUCCACAGAGAUUUGGCUGCAAGAAACAUCCUGGUUUUUUCUAAAAACAAAAUAAAAAUAUCAGAUUUUGGCUUAUCGAGAGCUUUAGGUGUGGGCAAAGAUUAUUACCAAACGAAUUUUAAUGUUAAUUUGAAACUUCCCAUAGCAUGGUGUGCUCCGGAGUGUAUAAACUACCUAAGGUUUACAUCUGCUUCGGAUGUUUGGGCAUUUGGCGUAACACUUUGGGAAAUGUUCAGUUAUGGCUUCCAACCAUGGGCAGCACUUACAGGGCAGCAGAUUUUGGAAGCGAUUGACGAGCCAAAUUUUCAGCGGCUAGAGCAACCCGAGGCAUGUCCUAAAGAGUACUACACUAUAAUGCUUAAAUGUUGGCAACAUGACCCUGCAAAGAGACCCAAGUUUGUAGACCUAAUGAAUAUUCUUCCAGAUUGUAAACCUGAGCAAGUUCAAGUAGUACGAGAGUGUGAAGACCCCCCAGCUACACCAGGAGGAAAGAGAGACAGACUUCAGUAUUCAGUUGGGGAUGUUAUCACAGUCUUGGAUAAGAGACCCAUGCCAGACAACCCCUCAGUUUGGAAAGGAGUUUUGAACACAGGCAAGACAGGACACUUCAACCCAGCCAACACAGUUACUUACCUGGGCACUAAUAUUCCCUCCAAUAAAUCAUCAUUCCAAAGAGGAGAUGGCAAGAAUCCAUAUUCCUCACGGCGGAGAUUGAGACCGGAGAUGAUUUCAGGACCCCAGGGAGAUUUCAAGCACACUGGACACGUGGGACUAGAUGGAGCAUAUUUUGGCGAUGUCUCCUUCCUCGGAGAUAAGGUCCAGGAUGGCAGAUUUGUUCAAAAAAAGCUUGAUAAGUACCAUCAGCUUCCAAAGCAAAUAGUAGCACCAUACAAGCCAUCAGAUGACCAUGACCAAUCAACGUCAUUAACUAGGGCCAGUUCAGAUGUAUCAGAUCGAGCACCUCUCUUGAAAAAGGUUGGAGACAAGGGUAAGUCUGGCCCAGCAGCAGAGCACAACUGGUCAGACACAGCCAGUGAGGAUCAACCAGACAGUCCAACUCGAUCUCGGCAAACUGAUCAUGAAUAUCAUGAAAUUUCUGAUGAAGAGGAGCCUUUACCCAAGCCUUUCCGGAGCAGCUCCUUUGACCUGGGCCCAAGUCUGAUGGAUGAAGUAUUCAGGGCUCUUGGUGGCUCAGCAUCAUCUGGUCCAUCUUCUCUGGAACCGCCAGGUUCUCUGCCACCUCUCUCCCCCACUCAACAGUCACAGGCUCUACUUGAGGACAAUGAAAGCCAUAAUGUAAAAAAUGAAAUUAAAGAAAUGGCUUCAAAGUUCAGCAACAAAGAUAGCUCAAAGAAAAAACAGGCUAUGGUAAAGCCCAUCUCGGCAGCUGAUCAGCGUACUUUAGAUUCGGCAAUAGCAAUGGCCAAUGAACUUGCUUCAAAAAGUAUGCUAGAGCUGGACUGCAAUCAUGAGAGCUCAGCAGACUCUGAAGGUGCACCAGAUUCUCCCAUCACUCCAUCAUCUCCAACUAAACAUGGUGGAUCACGCUUCUCUUUCAAAUUCUCAUCCAAAGGUAGUCCAAAACCAGAGAGAAGGCACUUCAGUGCAGAAGCAGCUUCAAUACCAGAUAUUCAAUCAAGCAUAUCAGAAGAGGCCAAAGAAGUGUACAACUCACUGGUGGAACGGCCUGGAUUGGACUGUGAGCCACUGGCUUACCGCAGUGACCCUGAGCCACCAAUAAGUGAGCCAGAGCCUGCAGAACACAACCCACUGCGAAUGUUACGUGCUGGUGUCACUGUUAGACCCAAGAUCAGGGGAAAUAAGCACAACUUUAGCUCGGGCUUCAGUACAAUUGAAAGAAGUCAUGGUAUGAGAGCAGGGACUAGAGAAGGACUGACUACAACACCCAAUAGUAACACUGCUGACCUAACAACACAUCAGACAUUACCCAAAGGAUUCAAACAUAGUAAGGUUCCACCACCAGUGAAACCCAAACCAUCUCCAUUAGUUAUACCUAAUUCUGCAUUUAGAGCUACUAAUGAAUCAGCUGGAGAGUCCAGCACUACUCCAGAUACCAUUAGUCCUGAUGGAAGUAACCAAGACGCCAUAAAUUUACUUCCACUACCCCCACGGGAUCGCACAAGAGCUGUUGCUUCCCUUACUAAACCUAGACAUCAACGCAAGCACCCAUUAAUCAUUCCUGGGGGAGUAACUAACUCCUUGUUACGUGGAGGUGGUCAUGUUCCAGCCUUAGGAAGCUUGUCGGAUAAAGUAGAGCACACCAGCAGUCGUCUUGUUAUUCAGCACACACACAAUCCUCAGCUUGAGUCUCACAGUACAACAGCAUCUACCACUCCAAGUGGGUCACCUGCGGCAGAUGGAUUUGUUAGUGAUGAGAGUACAACCUCACCUGGGCCAAGAUUACCUCCUGCUAAGCCUCCUAGAUUAUUUACAAGUCCAAGUGCCUUGGAUGACAGCUUUGAAAGUCAAGUGGCCAGUGAGAUGGAUGCUUUGGAUGAUAUACUGGAAGAAGAGCAAAGUGUUUCACCUGUAGGACCUUUACCUCCACUCUUUCCUAACCCAGAGUCAUUCACUAACUCUUCUGACCAUGUAACUACUAAUGGCUUUGGGGAGGGGCCAGGAGGGGGAAGCGGAUCAUUAUAUCAGUCUGGAGACCAUGUGUCCUGUGAGGACCUCCUGGAUUUUGCUAUGGACCGACCCAACUCCAGACGUACUCAAGGACCAGCACGAGGCACCCAGUCUGAUGAGGUCCACAUCAUGCAAAAAGUUUUGAAAAAUGAGCAUGUGUCCCCCGAAGAAUGUGUUGUGGCACUGAAUGAAUGUGAGUGGGAUGUACAUCGUGCCCUUAAGCUAAUACGCCUACAGCUGUUACUUCCAGCUCACCGUGUACCAAUAGAAGCAGCUCGACACACACUAGCCUCUUUCUCAUGGGAUGUUAGCAAGGCAGCAUCCUACCUUGUUGCUACACGUGGAAUUAGUGAAGAUACAGCGCAAGUUUGACCCAUGUAUCGUUCGUUAAUGCAACUCGGAGUAUAAACUAAAAAUAUAUUGGGCAAAUAAAAUUGUGGCACAAAUUUUUAAGUAUAUAAUUUUUUAUUUAACAGUAUUAUAGAAUUGUAUAUAGAAUAAAUUAUCAAUAUGUAUCAUUUCACAAUACUGUAUAUGUUAGCUACUUUGACAUUCAAUAUCACUUGCAGUACAGUAUCCCAAUAGCUUAUAUUUUAUAAUUACAAUUACAAAUAAAAUCAAAACUUCUUGAAUGUUGUUAUACCAUACGGUCCUACUAAUUAAUACCAAGCAGCAAGGUAAUGUUUAAGUCAAUGGAUGGAAAGUAUUAAGCAAUUAAAAUUAUUGCUGCAUGUUAGGAUUAUAUAUAAUCAUAUUGUUUAUAAAGUGGCUACAUGUGUAGUUAAGCAAUUUUUGCUUUGUAUAUGGUUUAAUUUUAGUAUGACUGACAAGUUUCAACAUUCUAUUUGUUCACACACGUCAUACAUUACUUUAUUACCUUUACAUACUCAAUUAGCAUAUAUUAUCUUUACAAGUUAAAUUAUUAUGAAGCAAUUGGUUUUUGUCAGAAUAUGCACUAUUCGCUCUUUAAACUUUGAGUGAGCGAGCAUAUCAAGUGACAAAGUAGCUAUCUAACUCUUCUCUAUUCCACUAACGAGAUUGACUAAUGUACUAUAUUAUUAAGAAUGUGCAUAUUUAGUGGUGAAAGUGAAUUAUUUAUUACAUUUCUUUAUAUAUGUAAUAUACAUUGAAACCUGUAGAUAAUGUCCAUAAAUUAUUGGUCAACAUCAUGGCAUAAUCCCCAUCCCUCCCCCAUUACAAUUAGUGCAAGAAAUGUAUUUUCUUAAAGUAGACUUAACGUGUCUUUGAAAAGCAUGUGUGUCGAGAAACUAUCCAAGUUGAAAGCAGCUUUCCCAGUCACUCAUUGUAUUUAUUUAAGUCUUCCAGUUAAUUAAAUUUUGAUGCGAGUAUUCAUGAGAUUAUUAAGGAGCUUUAAACUGCCUCAUUCAUUUACACUUUCAUUAUGCAACUUACCCAUUACAUUUUAUCACUGCAUAACAUUAGAGUAUAUAGCGUUGUCCUGUAAGGAUAACAUUGUGAAUCACUUCAUUGCAUAUUUUCAUACUUUUGUAUUUUUAUAUAAUGUCUUAACAUCUGUCUGUCUAGAUAGUUAAAGUAUUUUAGUGACUUUAAAAAGUGAUGUCUUGCAUGACGUCAUGCAAGCACAUGAAUGAAUUCAUUUCUUUGAGCUCAUUGCACACAUUUAAUUUUGAUUCACGACAAUUUAUUGUAAUAAAUCAUAUUCCAGUGACCAAGGUAUGGAGUUAUGUAACAUUUAGCAAGUGCAAUCUUUGUAAGCCUGUGGUUGAAUAUACAUAAAUGACUAAA